AUGGACGGCUUUGCCCCUCGAUCCUCCUCACGGCCUAGGCCAUCUUCCCGUCCGACUACCCCUCUACGACCAAGCUCCCGCUCUUCACUACGAGAAGCCCACGGUUACGGGAAUAGCAUCAGCAAUGCCGGAUACAACCAGCCCGCCAUCAAUGCCCUAGAGCCGCAGUUUGCGGAGCUCGCUGACUCUAUGGCAGACCUGGAGGCCAACUUCAUGCACCUCCAGCUGAUGCACGAGAGCUUGACGCGCUUCAGUGAGAGCUUCGCCAGUUUUCUGUACGGUCUGAACAUGAACGCUUUCUGUGUGGAUUUUCCCGAGGCGCCAAUCGCAGAUUCGUUCCGGAGAGCAAAGCAGGCCGAGGCACAAAAAGGUAUGAAGGCAUUCACAUCUCGUUACCAUGGCCUUGAGAUUUACUUUGACACUGAAACAGAAGCCGAGAAUGAACCUGCCCGACCGGCUGACGAUGGUGAAAUGACUUUCUUGACCACGGACACAUCCUUUGUCGAACACCCGCCUAGUACGGUCUCCUCUAAACCCACACCUAAGUAUUCCACACGGGGUACCACACGCGGUACCACUCGAGGUACGACGCGUGGCGCGGCAACCAGCCGAUAUACGACACGAGGGGCCAACCGUGCGCGACCGAGCGCUCUUCCUCGAGGUCGGGGAAUUCGGUAA
Molecule: messenger RNA, 678 nt
Organism: Penicillium odoratum
Lineage: Eukaryota; Fungi; Ascomycota; Eurotiomycetes; Eurotiales; Aspergillaceae
Product: DASH complex subunit DAM1
Exons: 3
Coding region: 1-678 (225 amino acids)
Biological process (GO): mitotic sister chromatid biorientation
Cellular component (GO): mitotic spindle pole body; mitotic spindle; mitotic spindle polar microtubule
Source: RefSeq, a predicted model, not a curated record